AUGAAUCCUUUCAACAAUCUCUUUGCAUUGGCCUUUCUCCUGCUGAAUAUUGGACAGGGAAAUGCAUGGACGCCCCAACAACAACGACAACAACAACGACAGCAACAACAACAACAAGAAACUAAGAAUAUUGUUGCUGGACGCCGAACAUUUUUAAAGUCAGCAGCACUUGCAUCCGGAGCCAUUCUGGUUGCCAAUAAUGGACAACCACUGGCGGCCAAUGCAGAGUAUGGAAUCGAUGCCAAAAUGUCCUUUCCUGAUGUCAUCCAAGGUCUUAACGAUCGCGCCAACAAACAAUGCUUGGUGGAAUCCUUGGGCAACCGAGAAUGUUUGGUGUACAUGGAGGAUGCUGAAAAAUUCUUAUUCCGCCAUUGGCUGGUGGAAACCAAGAAAUGGAAUGCCAUUAAUGGAAUCUUGACGGGUCCCAUGGGACAACUAUCCGCUACCCUGACCAUGAUCACGAGCUUGGCAAGCGAUCCAAAGGUGGCCAAAGACAAGGCACAAACGGUCAAACAAGAUUUGUUUGCCAUGGGAACGGCCAAUACCAACAAACAGGGUGAUGUCGUCCUCAAGUAUCAAAAGAAGGCCAUGGACGAUUUGGCAGCCUUUUUGCAGUCACUGUGA
Cylindrotheca closterium is the source of this 624-nucleotide messenger RNA. NCBI's taxonomy places the organism in Eukaryota, Bacillariophyta, Bacillariophyceae, Bacillariales, Bacillariaceae. The record is from the annotation of a GenBank genome assembly.